Ceratitis capitata (Mediterranean fruit fly) is the source of this 614-nucleotide messenger RNA. Its product is annotated as cytochrome c oxidase subunit 5B, mitochondrial. The record is from RefSeq and is a predicted model, not a curated record. The coding region runs from base 131 to 517 and encodes 128 amino acids. Gene Ontology annotation, biological process: mitochondrial electron transport, cytochrome c to oxygen. Gene Ontology annotation, cellular component: mitochondrial envelope. NCBI's taxonomy places the organism in Eukaryota, Metazoa, Arthropoda, Insecta, Diptera, Tephritidae. The transcript has 3 exons.
UUUUUAUAAAGGAAAUGUUAUUUAAAUUUCAUAAAAAAAUCAGUUAAAACGAAUUUAGUUUCUUGAAUAUUUGAAUUAGUAGAAGAGUUUACUCAAACUAGUUGUUAUUUAAGAAAGCUAAGCUGAAAAUAUGCUAGUCUGUACUCUUAUAAAACCAAUUGGGGUUUUCAAAAAUGUUUACAAAAUUCUUACGCUACCGUUGCGGUCUCAUUCGACCACGAAAAUACGUUUUACAGAAAUGAACGAUCCCAUGGAUCAUGCUACUGGAAUCGAAAAACGUGAAUUGGAACAGUUUAAGUCCGGCAAUAAGGACCCUUGGUUACUUGAUACAGUUCUGAAGCGUGGACCUGGGACCAAAGAACAGCCAAAUAUGAUACCAUCUGCAUUUGAUGGACGAAUUGUUGGCUGUUCCUGUAAAGGCAAUCGUUUUGUCAACUGGAUGUGGCUAGAAAAAGGUGCACCCAAACGUUGUGAAUGUGGUUACUAUUUUCAAUUGAAGGAAGUGAAGCCAAUUUGAUAAAAAAUUAAGAAAACGAAUUCAAAUGCUCACAACAGUUAGAAUUUAAUGUACUGUAUGUGAUCAAAAAAAUAGUUAUAUUAUUUAAAAAAAUAUA